AUGGAAAAGUUUCCCGAUCUCAUAGAUGUCCCACGCAUGGCCAAUGGCACCCCACGGUCGCCAAGUCCCCUGAAGCCUGCUUCAGGCUAUGGCCUCCCAAAUGGCAUCAUGUCCCAUUCAGAUCGACGGUCCGCACCUUCGGCGAAAAAGGAAACAUACUACAACGGAUCGAACGGCCGUCCACAGGAACUUGCGCCAUGGUCGUCUGGCGGCUCAGGGCGUGGACACAGUCGACAAAAGAGCUUGAGCGAUGCCAUUCGCACCAUUCGAACUCGAAAGGGGAGCGUCAGCCAAAACGCCCAUGAAAUUGCCGAUGCGCUGCGGGCUCCCGUCUCUCCCAAGCUUGUUGUCUUGUGCCUCAUGUGGUACACCUCUUCCGCCUUGACCAACACGUCAUCGAAAUCCAUCCUGAACGCCUUUGAAAGGCCGGCAACUUUGACGCUUAUUCAGUUUGCUUUCGUCUCGUCGCUCUGCGUUCUAAUGGCAUGGCUAGCUUCCCGGUUUCCCUGGCUUCGACAGAAUGUAUCGACGUUGAAACAUCCCAUUGCGCAACCGUCUCGAGAAGUGUUUGCAGCCACGUUACCGCUCGCGGCUUUUCAAAUCGGCGGCCAUCUGCUCAGCUCCACUGCCACUGCUAAAAUUCCCGUCUCUCUUGUUCACACCAUCAAGGGCUUAUCGCCGUUAUUCACCGUCCUAGCGUACAGGAUAUUCUACGAUAUUCGGUACCCGCAAGCCACAUAUCUGUCGUUGAUUCCUCUGACCAUCGGCGUCAUGCUCGCCUGCUCUGGCAAAGCAAACUAUGGGGGGCAGAUGCUUGGGGUGCUCCAAGCUCUUUUGGCAACAAUCAUUUUUGUCACACAGAACAUCGUUUCGAAGAAAAUAUUCAAUGAAGCAGCUAAAGCCGAAGCAGAGGGCUCUGGCAGCCCGUCCAAGAGACUGGACAAGUUCAACUUGCUUUGCUACUCGUCCGGUAUGGCGUUCGUCGUUACCCUGCCCAUCUGGUUCUGGAGCGAGGGCAUCUCCCUCGUCAAGGACCUUUUGCACGACGGCUCUCUCGACUUGAGCCACAAGAAGGAUGCAAUGGACCAUGGUCGCUUGGCGGUUGAAUUCCUCUUCAACGGCGUUUUCCACUUUGCUCAGAACAUCUUGGCGUUUGUGUUGCUAUCCAUGGUGUCGCCAGUCACCUACUCGGUAGCCAGCUUGAUCAAACGAGUCUUCGUCAUCGUCUUGGCCAUUGUCUGGUUUCGCAGCCCCACGACAUCAGUGCAAGCAGUGGGCAUCGCCAUGACAUUUCUCGGAUUAUACCUGUAUGACCGAACGAGUGAGAGCAAUAAAGCUGAUAGAAGGGCACGCCUAAUGAUGGACUCCCGCAACGGAACGCCACUACUUCCUCUGCAAGAAAAACCAGAAAAGUCCCCCGAUGGCCGUACCUACGAUGGAGGGCACCCAGCUUUGAAUACAGGAAGUGCUUCGAGGAAAUACGAUGAUUGA
Messenger RNA from Ustilaginoidea virens, 1491 nucleotides. RefSeq lists its product as uncharacterized. Gene Ontology annotation, biological process: phosphoenolpyruvate transmembrane import into Golgi lumen. The transcript is spliced from 2 exons. Gene Ontology annotation, cellular component: Golgi apparatus; endoplasmic reticulum. Lineage: Eukaryota; Fungi; Ascomycota; Sordariomycetes; Hypocreales; Clavicipitaceae. The record is from RefSeq and is a predicted model, not a curated record. The coding region runs from base 1 to 1491 and encodes 496 amino acids. Gene Ontology annotation, molecular function: antiporter activity; phosphoenolpyruvate transmembrane transporter activity.